Molecule: messenger RNA, 2030 nt
Organism: Glycine soja
Lineage: Eukaryota; Viridiplantae; Streptophyta; Magnoliopsida; Fabales; Fabaceae
Product: amino acid transporter AVT1A-like
Exons: 12
Coding region: 104-1861 (585 amino acids)
Cellular component (GO): plasma membrane
Source: RefSeq, a predicted model, not a curated record
GCGUUAUAUUAUAGAUGCUUUGUAUUGAUUGCAUCUAUAUCUUGUGCGGUGGAAAAGGGGGUCUUGACUCUACCGUGUCAGAGUGGUGCAUGAAGCUGCAAAAAUGGCUAGUAACACAAACACCAACAACAGCAACAAGAAGGAGAAAGACCUUGAGUUUUUCUUUGAGGAAGAUAUCAACGAAUUGGGUGCACAACAAAUGGAUGCUGAAACUGCCAAGUUAGAGAGUGAGAGUAGCAGCAGCGAUGACGAGGGAAAUGAUACAACACGCCGUCACUCUUUCACUUCUCAGCAAUGGCCUCAAAGUUACAAAGAGACAACAGAUUCUUACACACUUGCCGCAACUCCAAAUUUUGAAUCAAUUCUACGAGUUCCAAGUAUUAUAUAUUCCAGUUUUGAAAGUCGUUCAAAGAAUAACUUGGACAUAGAUGGAAAGACUCCUUUUCUCUCUGGUCACGAAGGCAUUACUCAAUCAACAUCGUGGAAGGAAGGUUUAGUGCAAAAACAUUUAUCUGGUGAAUUACCCAUUGGUCGUGAGUGCAGCUUUCUUCAAACAGUUUUCAAUGCGACUAAUGUGAUGGCUGGAGUCGGUAUUCUGUCUACACCUUAUACAUUGAAAGAAGCUGGGUGGAUGAGCAUGGUGUUGAUGGUUCUUUUUGCAGUCAUUUGUUGUUAUACAGCCACCCUUAUGAGAUAUUGCUUUGAAAGCAGAGAAGGAAUCACUAGCUAUCCAGAUAUAGGAGAAGCUGCAUUUGGAAAAUAUGGUCGUAUUAUUGUCUCAAUCAUAUUGUACACUGAAUUAUAUUCAUGUUGUGUGGAAUUCAUCACCUUGGAAGGAGACAACCUCACUGGGCUAUUCCCAGGAACAUCCUUAGAUUUGGGUAGUUUUCGGUUAGACUCUGUGCACUUGUUUGGAAUUUUGGCGGCACUUAUCAUUAUCCCCACUGUUUGGUUGAAGGAUCUUCGUAUAAUCUCUAUUUUGUCAGCUGGAGGAGUUUUUGCAACACUGUUGAUUGUUGUAUGUGUGUUUUGUGUUGGGACAAUAAAUGGUGUUGGAUUCCAUCACACUGGUCAAUUGGUCAAUUGGAGUGGCAUUCCAUUAGCUAUUGGUAUCCAUGGGUUUUGCUUUGCAGGACAUUCAGUUUUUCCAAAUAUUUAUCAAUCUAUGGCAGACAAAAGACAAUUUACUAAAGCACUAAUAAUAUGUUUUGUAUUGUCUAUCACAAUAUAUGGAGGUGUUGCAAUCAUGGGAUUUCUCAUGUUUGGUGGUGAGACUUUGUCUCAAAUAACAUUAAAUAUGCCACGAGAUGCAUUUGCUUCCAAGGUUGCAUUGUGGACCACGGUAAUUAACCCAUUCACUAAAUAUGCUUUGUUGAUGAACCCAUUGGCGAGAAGUCUCGAAGAGUUGCUACCAGAUAGAAUCUCAAGUACUUAUCGAUGUUUCAUUCUUCUUAGAACAGCACUUGUUGUAUCUACCGUUUGUGCUGCUUUUCUUAUUCCUUUUUUUGGGUUUGUGAUGGCUUUAAUUGGUUCUCUCUUCAGUGUACUUGUGGUAAGCAAACACCUAAUCAGUGAUAAUGCCAAGUUUAUGUUUUAUGAAAAUUGUGGGAAAAAAAGCAACUGCUACACAGGUUGCGUUGAGCGUUGUAAUUACUACAUUUGGAGUCAUUUGUGGGAUUCUAGGAACAUAUUCAUCUGUGCAGAAUAUUGUCAACAGUUACUGAGACCUCUAGCCUUUCGCAUUGGAUGGUUACGAUUGAGUACUGUUAACUCGUUACAAAUGUUUACUCAUGGCAAGUGCAGCUAUUUCAAUUAUGUGAAAAUUACACCUUUAUUUAUGACCAAGCACACUUUAUUUUAAGAUUCAAAAUUUUUCUAUUGAAAUAUGUAAGUUUUGAGUAAUGUGUUAGAAAAUGCUCACGGCACCUGUAGUCGGCCAUUUGUUGCUUUGAUUUUUGAUCAAGUAAUGUAAAAAUCCAAUGAUAUUUUAUUGUAAUUAUUAUUUAUUUUAUAUUCAUGUUUUGUGAAAA